UGGGGGGGGAGUGUUUGGGGGAGAGACUCCUAAUAGAAGUGCUUUAAAAUGAUAGAAGGGUUCGAUAGGGUUACCAUCAAUCAGCUGUUUGCAGUGCGGGGCUCCGCCAGAGGGGACACGAGUGUAAGAGAGUUAAAAGAGAACUAUUUCAGGAGCACUUUCACACAGAGGGCAGUGAGACCGAGCAAUUUGCUGCUGAAGCCGCGGUUGAAUCAAUGAAGAUGCGUUCAAGAGGAAUUGAGGCUUUCACAUGAGGAAGAGGGGAGUAGAAGGGAGCGACACGGAAUGCGUGGAGUACAAACACUGGCACCGACUGUUGGACCUCGUGCCCUGUUCCCGUGUGGCCAGUUCUUUGUAAAUCUCUCUGUGAAGGGGAAAGGGAAGAUGGGAGUUAAAGAGGUUCUAAAGGGUCCUGAAGUCUGUACUGAUCCCUUCACGCUCACCACGCGUGCCGUGGGGGUCAACGUCUACAAACAAGGCACAGACCCCGAACUGAAGCCCAGGUCUGAGUACCCCGAAUGGUUGUUCACUCUGAAUCUUGGCCCUCCGAAGAAAUUAGAGGAAUUGGAUCCAGAAUCUCGGGAAUACUGGAAUCUGCUGAGGAAACACCACAUGUGGCAAUUUAACAAACUUCACAAAGGGAAGAAACUCUAGGACAAUGAACGGUGAAUGUCACCCAGGGCUUGGGUUGGGCCAACAACCUCAGUGAGGUGUGAGCUGGCUUCUCUCGUAGGACAGACGAUGUACAGACCAGUGCAGGAGGGAGACUCCUGAGCUCACAGCAGCGGCUGGGAUACGGGAACAGGAGAGAUGCUUUGUGGUUACUUAUUCUGUAACGGCUGAAUAUUUAAAGAGAAAAAUAAAAAGUGACCAUUCUGAA
This is a messenger RNA of Callorhinchus milii (elephant shark), 880 nucleotides long. RefSeq names its product mitochondrial ribosomal protein L54 (gene mrpl54). Gene Ontology annotation, molecular function: structural constituent of ribosome. Bases 286 to 654 code for a protein of 122 amino acids. NCBI's taxonomy places the organism in Eukaryota, Metazoa, Chordata, Chondrichthyes, Chimaeriformes, Callorhinchidae. The transcript has 3 exons. The record is from RefSeq and is a predicted model, not a curated record. Gene Ontology annotation, cellular component: mitochondrial large ribosomal subunit.